Messenger RNA from Nipponia nippon (crested ibis), 1577 nucleotides. The record is from RefSeq and is a predicted model, not a curated record. Lineage: Eukaryota; Metazoa; Chordata; Aves; Pelecaniformes; Threskiornithidae.
UCUAUAUUCGUUAGUCUGCAUAGUUUACUUUCAAGAGUCCAGAGUGUCUUUCUGUAUUGCUUUUCCUCGGUGAGAAUGGCAAGGAUUCGGAUUCCUAGCACAAUCGUUAUACUUUUUGUUACAAUUCAGACGGGAUUCUUACUCUUCAUGUAUGCCCGGUACAGUAGCUUCAUGCCUCAGUCUGAGGAGAAGCCAUCUCAAGUCCACAUCCUCAUUCUCUCCUCCUGGCGGUCGGGAUCUUCUUUUGUCGGUCAACUUUUCAGCCAGCACCCCAGCGUCUUCUACCUGAUGGAGCCUGCAUGGCACGUGUGGGUUACGAUGUACCAGAACAGUGCCAAGGUCUUGCACAUGGCAGUGCGGGACCUAGUCAGGUCGGUCUUUCUGUGUGACAUGUCUGUGUUUGAUGCUUACAUGCCUUGGAAAAGAAACUUAUCCGAUCUUUUCCAGUGGGCAGUGAGUCGGGCUCUGUGUUCAGCUCCUGCUUGUGACUCCUUUCAACGUACUGACAUAACCAGUGAAAUGGCAUGCAAGACUCUUUGUGGACGGUACCCAUUCAGCAAGGUGGAGGAAGCCUGUAAAACUUACAGGCAUGUUGUCAUCAAGGAGGUUCGGUUCUUUGACUUGAAGGUCCUCUACCCCCUUCUCACUGAUCCAUCCCUGAAUCUCAAAAUUAUUCACUUGGUCCGUGACCCCAGGGCAGUCGUCAAGUCACGGGAACAAUCGGUCAAAGCAUUAGCCCGUGACAAUGGAAUUGUUUUGAGCACCAAUGGCACUAAAGUAGAAGACAGCAAAUACAAAGUAAUGCAAGAGAUUUGUAGAAGUCAUGUUCAGAUUUAUGAAACGGCUACUCUGAAACCACCUAAUUUCCUUAAAGAUCGCUAUUUAAUGAUCCGUUUUGAAGAUCUGGUAAGAGAUCCAUUAUCAGAAAUCUCAGAAAUGUAUAAAUUUGCAGAUCUUAGUUUGACCCCCACGCUCAAAAGCUGGAUCUAUAAUAUCACACAUGGAGAAGGACCAGGAAAAAAGAAAGAAGCCUUCAAAAUCACAUCUCGAGAUGCAGUUAGUGUUUCACAGGCCUGGAGAAAUGUUCUUUCCUUCCAGAAAAUUAAGAAAAUACAGGAAGUUUGCAAAGGUGCUAUAAACAUGCUUGGCUAUCAGCUGGUGGAUUCAGAAGAAGAACAAAGAGAUCUGUCAUUGGAUUUAGUGUUGCCAAGACGACAAAAUCAAUUCAGUUGGUCAUCAUUUAAUCCAAAGCACUGAGACAUUAUUUUUGAGAGAUCUGGGUGGCGGUGGGGGGAGGGGUAGAUGGUUGAGUAUUUGUGUACUGUGCAGCAUAUAGCUAAUUUGAAAAUCCUUGGCUGAUGAGUUUAACUAUCUUCCUGUCUGCUGUUUUUCCCUAAUGGAAGGAGUUUUUUUCUGAGUUUCUUACACCACAAAAAUAAAAAGAGGGCAUGAGAAAUGCUGUGAGAUACUUGUCAUUGCAGAUUUACAGCUGAGCUGUCCUGUUCUCAGCAUUCUUUUAAAAAUACAAUUUAAGUACUUUCUGUUAAAAGAUGAAUUGUCGAAGAUGUCUUUGUUCA